Molecule: messenger RNA, 3821 nt
Organism: Lepus europaeus (European hare)
Lineage: Eukaryota; Metazoa; Chordata; Mammalia; Lagomorpha; Leporidae
Gene: ATG9A
Product: autophagy related 9A
Exons: 16
Coding region: 448-3231 (927 amino acids)
Biological process (GO): autophagy of mitochondrion; protein localization to phagophore assembly site
Cellular component (GO): autophagosome; phagophore assembly site
Source: RefSeq, a predicted model, not a curated record
UACCGUCACUACGGAGCAGCGAAGAGGACAAACUGCGUCGCCCGCAUCUGAGCCCCGCCCCACGUAAAGCACCGCAUUGGUCCUCUGAUUGUCCAAGAACCGCCUCUCGCCAUUAGUCCCGCCCCCGGAGCCGAGAAUUGGCCGUCGUGUCUCCACCCCCUAUGUUCAUUGGCCAGGCCGGCUGCGGGUGACAGUGAGUAGCAGAAGCCGGGCCUAGCGCUCCGGAUCAGGCCGAGCUGGGCCGAACAGACAGAGCCCAGGAAUCGCUCGGGUCGCGGUUCCUGAGGUGACACGCGAGACCGGCUAUUGAAAUUCUAAGGCCCGGACUGGGCCUGGCCUGGGGUGCCUGAGGAGCCCUAGCAGCGGCAGAGCCAGGGCAUCGAGGGCUGGAGUGGAGCAGACACUGUCCAUGGAGCUGGUGGACCGGGUGGACAGGGGGCGGCGGUGAUGGCGCAGUUUGACACGGAAUACCAGCGCCUAGAGGCCUCCUACAGCGACUCACCCCCCGGGGAGGAGGACCUGCUGGUGCAUGUCGCCGAGGGGAGCAAGUCCCCUUGGCACCACAUUGAAAACCUUGACCUCUUCUUCUCUCGAGUCUAUAAUCUACACCAGAAGAAUGGCUUCACGUGUAUGCUCAUUGGGGAGGUAUUCGAGCUCAUGCAGUUCCUUUUUGUGGUUGCCUUCACUACCUUCCUGGUCAGCUGUGUGGACUAUGACAUCCUAUUUGCCAACAAGAUGGUGAACCACAGUCUUCACCCUACCGAGCCUAUCAAAGUCACUCUGCCAGAUGCUUUUUUGCCUGCCCAAGUGUGCAGUGCCAGGAUUCAGGAAAAUGGCUCCCUUAUCACCAUCCUGGUCAUCGCUGGUGUCUUCUGGGUCCACCGACUUAUCAAGUUCAUCUACAACAUUUGCUGCUACUGGGAGAUCCACUCCUUCUACCUGCAUGCCCUGCGUAUCCCCAUGUCUGCCCUGCCGUACUGCACGUGGCAGGAAGUGCAGGCCCGGAUCGUGCAGACCCAGAAGGAGCACCAGAUCUGCAUCCACAAGCGUGAGCUCACCGAGCUGGACAUCUACCACCGCAUCCUCCGCUUCCAGAACUACAUGGUGGCCCUGGUGAACAAAUCCCUGCUGCCCCUGCGCUUCCGCCUGCCCGGCCUCGGGGAGGCCGUGUUCUUCACCCGCGGCCUCAAGUACAACUUCGAGCUGAUCCUCUUCUGGGGCCCCGGCUCUCUCUUUCUCAACGAAUGGAGCCUCAAGGCUGAGUACAAACGCGGAGGGCAAAGGCUAGAACUGGCCCAGCGCCUCAGCAACCGCAUCCUGUGGAUUGGCAUCGCCAACUUCCUGCUGUGCCCCCUCAUCCUCAUCUGGCAGAUCCUCUACGCCUUCUUCAGCUAUGCCGAGGUGCUGAAGCGGGAGCCCGGGGCCCUGGGAGCCCGCUGCUGGUCGCUCUAUGGCCGCUGCUACCUCCGCCACUUCAACGAGCUGGAGCACGAGCUGCAGUCGCGCCUCAACCGCGGCUACAAGCCCGCCUCCAAGUACAUGAAUUGCUUCCUGUCUCCGCUGCUGACGCUGCUGGCCAAGAACGGCGCCUUCUUCGCCGGCUCCAUCCUGGCCGUGCUUAUCGCCCUCACCAUCUACGACGAAGAUGUGCUGGCUGUGGAGCACGUCCUGACCACCGUCACGCUCCUGGGGGUCACGGUGACCGUGUGCAGCAGGUCCUUUAUCCCGGACCAGCACAUGGUGUUCUGCCCUGAGCAGCUGCUUCGCGUGAUCCUCGCUCACAUCCACUACAUGCCUGACCACUGGCAGGGUAAUGCCCACCGCUCGCAGACCCGGGACGAGUUUGCCCAGCUCUUCCAGUACAAGGCAGUGUUCAUCCUGGAGGAGCUACUGAGCCCCAUCGUCACACCCCUCAUCCUCAUCUUCUGCCUGCGCCCACGGGCCCUGGAGAUCAUAGACUUCUUCCGCAACUUCACCGUGGAGGUCGUCGGCGUUGGCGACACCUGCUCCUUCGCUCAGAUGGACGUUCGCCAGCACGGGCACCCGCAGUGGCUGUCCGGCGGGCAGACAGAGGCCUCGGUGUACCAGCAAGCAGAGGAUGGGAAGACAGAGUUGUCCCUCAUGCACUUUGCCAUCACCAACCCUGGCUGGCAGCCACCACGUGAGAGCACGGCCUUCCUGGGCUUCCUCAAGGAGCAGGUGCAGCGGGACGGAGCCGCUGCCAGCCUUGCCCAAGGGGGUCUGCUCCCUGAAAACGCGCUCUUCACGUCCAUCCAGUCCUUACAGUCGGAGUCCGAGCCCCUGAGCCUUAUUGCAAAUGUGGUGGCCGGCUCAUCCUGCCGGGGCCCCCCACUGCCCAGGGACCUGCAGGGCUCCAGGCACCGGGCUGAAGUUGCUUCUGCCCUUCGCUCCUUCUCCCCUCUGCAGCCUGGGCAGGGCCCCACAGGCCGGGCCCCUAGCACCAUGACGGGCUCUGGGGUGGACGCCAGGACAGCCAGCUCCGGGAGCAGCGUGUGGGAAGGACAGCUGCAGAGCCUGGUGCUGUCCGAAUACGCGUCCACCGAGAUGAGCCUGCACGCCCUCUACAUGCACCAGCUCCACAAGCAGCAGACCCAGGCUGAACCUGAGCGGCACGUGUGGCACCGCCGGGAGAGUGAUGAGAGUGGGGAGAGUGCCCCAGAGGAAGCAGGGGAGGGGGCCCGGGCGCCCCAACCCAUCCCCCGCUCUGCCAGCUACCCCUGUGCCGCACCCCGGCCUGGAGCACCUGAGACCACUGCCCUGCACGGGGGCUUCCAGAGGCGCUACGGAGGCAUCACAGAUCCUGGCACGGUGCCUCGGGCUCCUUCUCACUUCUCUCGGCUGCCCCUUGGAGGGUGGGCUGAAGACGGGCAGUCGGCAUCCAGGCACCCUGAGCCCGUGCCCGAGGAAGGAUCGGAGGAUGAGCUUCCGCCUCAGGUGCACAAGGUAAAGGCUUUUGGAAGAACGGCCGAGCACCACAGGGUAGCGGCUUGCAGGCUGAGGGAGCCGCGCGGGGGAAGUAAGGUGCCCCACCACCCACAAAGCGCACGCCCGUCGCCUCCGCAGCCGGCUCCGCCGUCCAGGGCUGGACUCUCCACUAGCCUCCCUAAGAAUCACCUCCUUUCUCCUUUCCCUGUCUUUGCUUUUUUUUUUUUUUUCUUCCUAACCCAGAUUUAUUUCCCCUGUCAUUGCCAAACACUCCCCAAGUCUUAACUCGCCAGAAAUGAACGUAGCUUCCUCAUCUCUCCUCCCUGACAACCUCCCGGACAGGGCUCUGAGGGCUAACUGCCAAUGAAAACGCAGAGUGGACACACCGUGCCCUGCACUUGUUCCCAAACUCCCUAUGCAGGUGGUACCCAGUGCGGGCGUGGGCGCUCCCUGUUGGAAAGUGGUCGUCGCAGAAGCCCGCAUUUUAAUGCUAUUUGGAGGAGCCCCGAGAACAGAGCAUGGGCAGGUGGUAACAGCCUUUUAGAAUUUAUGAAGGUUGUGCUUGUCUGCAUCAGGGUUAACUGUUUAUAUGGCAUAUGCCAUGGAAUAAGAACAGGUAAGACCAAGCAUUUACGGAACAGGGGAAGAGAUCUGGAAACACGACCACAAAGCCGCCCUCAGGCGGAAGCAGCCCCCUGAACACUGCCAGGCAGAGGUGCAGAAAGAAUUCUUUCCAGCUCCAGAUUACUAUCUGCACCUGGUGUCACAGUCGCAGGACACAAGGAAGAUGGGACUCAUGCAUCCUUUUCCUUUAUUUCCGGGUUUCCAUGGGACACGCGGAUUGCCGAGGGCUGCUCUCCAUCACCAUCUGUCUU